This is a messenger RNA of Oncorhynchus kisutch (coho salmon), 567 nucleotides long. Its product is annotated as WD repeat-containing protein 49-like. The record is from RefSeq and is a predicted model, not a curated record. The coding region runs from base 16 to 369 and encodes 117 amino acids. The transcript is spliced from 2 exons. Gene Ontology annotation, molecular function: protein binding. Lineage: Eukaryota; Metazoa; Chordata; Actinopteri; Salmoniformes; Salmonidae.
GUUCUUCGAGGGUCUAUGGAGGAUGCAAACUGCUCUGUACCCACAGCUACAACAUCACACGAACAGCCACUCUGUGCUGCUCUCUACAACUCCAACUUCAAACAGGUGGUAAGUGGGUGCCAUGCGGGCGUGGUCAGUGUGUGGGACAUCCUGACGGGGGAGAAGGUAAUGCAGUUCCAAACGACCCCUGAGCGACCAGUCGAGGUCACUGCCAUGGCAUUCGACGGGCCCAAACGCCGCCUCAUCACCGGGUCUAAAGACGGCACCCUGCGUCUCUGGAACUUCAACAACGGGGCUCUCCUUUCUGAACUGCCCCUGGUGGACAGCAAUGAGGUACUGCGCUGUAUCCUGCAGGGCACUGGUCCCUAAGUGACAGACCAGACUUGUCUUUCUUACCACCAAGCAAUGCCGUUCGACUACAGAAACAAUACUUACUGAAAUGACUUGUUGGCAGGUUACAGGGAUUCUGUACAUCAACGAGAGGAUUUAUGUUUCAGGCUGGAGCAAACGGGUCAUGUGGUAUCUGUGAGUGCUUCAUGUUUUUACAUCUUUGGACUGUAUGCAACU